Corythoichthys intestinalis (scribbled pipefish) is the source of this 2322-nucleotide messenger RNA. RefSeq names its product protein kinase cGMP-dependent 1, like (gene prkg1l). NCBI's taxonomy places the organism in Eukaryota, Metazoa, Chordata, Actinopteri, Syngnathiformes, Syngnathidae. The record is from RefSeq and is a predicted model, not a curated record. The transcript is spliced from 20 exons. Gene Ontology annotation, molecular function: ATP binding; cGMP-dependent protein kinase activity. Gene Ontology annotation, biological process: protein phosphorylation. The coding region runs from base 148 to 2187 and encodes 679 amino acids.
AGGCUGCUGCCGUCUCAGUCUAGCCCCCCCCCGUACCAACCCACAGCCCCUCACUCCAAAGCGAAGAGAAGGGAGCAUCCUUCUCUUCGCUUGCAGAGGACGUCCGCUGCAUUCACCUGUCGAAUGGACCGUCUGCAUUUGUAGGUCAUGGGCACGCUUCGAGACCUUCAGUUCGCCUUGCAGCUAAAAAUUGAGGAGCUCCGUCAAAGGGACGCCUUGAUAGACGAGCUAGAAUUGGAGCUCGACACCAAAGAUGAACUCAUUCGGAGACUUCAAGAGGAGCUGGAUCGAUACAGAGCUUCGGUGGUCUUGCCGGGACCUUCUCCGGCCGGCUGCUCAACUCAAGGUGAAGACCUUUUGCGAAUUGCCAACAGGAAGACAAUCAUUUCAGAAUCCUUCACUCCUGAUUCAGUCAAUCCGGACACCUUGUGUGACAAAAACCCGGAAUGUCAGAAAUUGAUUCAAUCCGCUUUUUUGAAGAGCGACUUGUUGCAGAACCUGGACGAAGAUGAAACGAGAGCCGUGAUGCCCUGCUUACGGCUCAUAGCCGUUCACCGUGGUUUCUGCGUGAUCCAGGAAGGGACUUUUGGAUCGCAGGCUUAUGUUGUGCAAGAAGGGAGACUGGAUGUGACCAAAGAUGGACAGAAAUUGCUAACGAUGGAAGUGGGGGAUGUGUUCGGAGAGGUGGCGCUGCUCUACGACUGCAAACAAAUCUACUCUGUCACAGCCCAGUUGGAAAGCAAGCUGUGGGUUAUUGAGCGCAAGACUUACCAGACAGUGCUCAUGCGGAGCGGCCAAGAUGGCCUUGCACGUACGUCGGCGCUGCUGAGCAGUGUACCCUCUCUGCUGUCCUUGCCAAAGGACGCCAUCAUGAAGAUGUGUGAUCUCAUGGAAGAGGCUCACUACACUCAAGGCGACUACAUCAUUCGACAAGGCGCCCCUGGGGACACCUUUUAUAUCAUUAACAAAGGCCAGGUGAUAGUCACCGAAAAGAAGCCGGGUGAUGAAGAGCAAGUCGUUUCCGAGCUUUCGGAACGGCAGUGGUUUGGAGAAAAAGCUUUGUGGGGAGAGGAUGUACGCGCUGGGAAUGUGAUUGCGGCUAGCGACGUCGUGUGUCUCCUCAUUGACAGAGAGACUUUUAGAGACAUCAUUGGAGGGAUGGUUUUUGAAAGUAGUCCAGAGGUGCAACAAAACACUAAAUGCAAAGAGGAGACAGAAGACAAGGAUGCUGCCUUUCUCUCAUCUUCCACCUUAAGUGAUUUCCAGAUCAUCAGCACUUUAGGAGCAGGGACGUUCGGACACACAGACUUGGUGCAACUCAAGAGCAACAUCAAGGGUCUUUUUGCCAUGAGGGUCCUUGACAAGAAGGCAAUUAUCCAAAACAACCUGAGAGAGAAUAUUCUGAGAGAGCGAAACAUACUCAUGGAUUCCUCGUGUCCAUUCCUUGUCAGGUUGCACAGAACCUUCCGUGAUGACGAACGCCUCUAUAUGCUGACGGAGGCUUGUCUCCAUGGCGAUCUUUACAGCUUGCUCAAAGACAAAGUCUGCCUGGACGAGAGCAGCACCAAAUUCUUCACGGCUUGCGUGACGCAGGCCUUGACCUUUCUUCAUGCUCGAAAUGUCAUCUAUAGAGACGUCAAGCCUGAAAAUGUUUUGCUGGAUGAGCGAGGAUAUGCAAAACUGAAAGGAUCCACAUGUUUAAAGAAGAUUGAAGUGGGGAAGAAGACGUACACCUUGUGUGGCACUCCGGGCUACAUGGCUCCGGAAGUCAUCUACAACAAAGGCCAUAGUGUCGCGGCAGACUUCUGGUCUUUGGGGGUUUUUGUGUUUGAGCUUCUGACAGGCGGGCUUCCGUUCAACAGCAUUGACCCAAUGAGGCUCCUUAGCGAGACCACGCGUGGCAUUGAUAACAUCGACUUCCCCAAAGCAAUCAGCAAGAGUGCUUCUAGUCUCAUCAAGAAACUGUGCAGGCACAAUCCCUCGGAGAGGCUGGGUAGUCGAAGAAAUGGGGCCAAGGACAUUCAGAAGCACAAAUGGUUUGAAGGAUUCAACUGGGAUGGACUAAGUCGAGGAACACUAAAUCCACCAUUCAGCCCCAAAGUUAAACACAUUUGGAACAACGGCGGUACAUAUGCUAAUUAUAAUGGAAACACACUUGAGCUAUGCGAAACAUGGGAGGAUUUCUGAUGGAUAAGCUUCAUUUAGGUUUGUCGGGAAAAGAAAUCACUGCCUGGCAGGAGGAACCUAUUAUAUUUGAUAUUAUCAGCCGUUAUUGUCUGACAACGAGCAUGUGCUUGUCUCCAAAGAGCACAAUAUAUUAUU